GGAAGGUGAGAAGGAGGGAGGAAGGUGAGAAGGAGGGAGGAAGGUAAGAAGGAGGGAGGAGAGAAGGAGGAAGGAAUCAGGAGAGGAGGAAGGGGAGGAGAGAAGGAGGAAGGUAAGGAGGAGAGACAGAGGGAGGAAUCACGAGAGGAGGAAGGUAAGAAGGAGGGAGGAAUCAGGAGAGGAAGAAGGAGGAAGGUGAGAAGGAGGGAGGAAUUAGGAGAGGAGGAAGGUAAGAAGGAGGGAGGAGAGAAGGAGGGAGGAAUCAGGAGAGGAGGAGAGGAGGCUGCUGUGCUGAGGUGGACGUGGCGGGUCCAGCGGAGGGAGCUUCAGUGACGGACCGAACCGAGGACAGGCGGCCAUGACCCGGACCUCCCGCAGCCUGGUCAGGUGUGGCCGGUGACUGCGUUUGAUUCCCAGAGGAGUCAGGGACACGCCCCCCAGCCCCUCCUCUCUGGUCAGAUCUCUGAAGAGACAGAGGGGGGAGUGGAGGACUCAGGUGGUCCUCAACAUCUCUUCAGGUGUUGACCCGAGCGAGGUGAGGAGGAUAAGCUCCGCCCCUCACCAUGACAGACUUAGAGAGCGAGUGUUUGAGUCUUGGUCUGCCCCCUGACUGCAGCUCCCCCCCCCCGCCCCUGGACCCCUCCCUGGUCUCUGCCCCGACGCCCUCUCUAGCUCUCCUCUCCUCCGACUGCCCGACGCCCACGCUCAGCUCGCUGGCGGCAGACGUGGCCGAGCCGCUGGUGAUGCUGCCGUGUGUGAAGAGCGAGCCGGAGGACGGAGACCUGGAGCCCAUCAGGACCGUGGACCUGUCGGAGAUCCAGUCGCUGUCGACCGCGGAGCUGGGCCAGGACCAGAUCAAGAUGGAGAUCAGCGGCCUGGACUACAUCAAGGCAGAGCAUCACGGUCUCCACAGCAGCCACCACCUGGGCCCGUUUGACCACAGUGACGCCUCGGAGCUGGACUACAAGUCGCACUACGAGCCCAGCUCCGUGUUCGACUACAUCUCCCAGGUCACGGACACGUUGGAGUACAUCAAGUCGGACCACCAUGUGGACCUGCAGUGUUACUACACCACAGAGCUGAGCUCCCUGAAGUCAGAGUACCCAGAAUCCAACGCCAUGUCCACCUACCUGCAGCACAACGCCCUGGAGUCCAUCCACAUGGCCGAGCUCCGCACCGAGCUCAACAAGCUGCGCCCUGACACCCUGCUCACGGACGGUGCUGGCAAACUGGACCCUGAGUUUGGAGGCGGGGCUCUGUAUGAGCUACAGCCGACCGAGGACGGGAAGGCGUCUGGGGAGGGGACCGGGCAGACGGGGGGGAGACUGCUCGUCACAACCAAGGGCCAGAGUCCGACGAUGAGGAAAGCUCGUAACAUGCAGGGGGAGAAGCCUUUCUCCUGCACACAGUGUGGGAAGAACUUCAGCACGCUGGGAAACCUGAAAACCCACCAGCGCAUCCACACCGGGGAGCGCCCCUACACCUGCUCGCAGUGCGGCAAGAGCUUCGGCCAGGCGGGGAACCUGAAGCGACACCAGCUGAUUCACACGGGCCAGAAGCCGUACGUGUGCGCUCACUGCCCCAAAGGCUUCACCAAGGCCGACGACCUGCGCUCACACCAGCGGCUGCACACCGGCGAGCGCCCGUUCAUCUGCGUCACCUGCGGGAAGAGCUUCGGCCAGUCGAAGGAGCUGAAGGCUCACCAGCUGAGCCACACGGGCGAGAGGCCGUACUGCUGCCAGCACUGCGGCAAGAGCUUCACCAAGGAGACCAGCUACCGCAACCACGUGCAGAUCCACACGGGCGAGAAGCCCUUCACCUGCUCGCAGUGCGGAAAGACUUUCAGCAACUCUGGCGUGUUAAAAACCCACGAGAAGAUCCACUCGGGCGAGCGGCCCUUCGGCUGCACGCAGUGCGGCAAGAGCUUCGGCCGCCUCGGCCACCUGAAGGCCCACCAGCAGAUCCACACGGGCGAGCGGCCGUACGCCUGCCCCCACUGUGGAAAGACGUUCAGCCAGUCGGGUCACCUCAAAGCUCACGAGCAGAUCCACAAACGAGAACACACGGACACGGGCAGCAGCAGCAGCAGCAGCAGCAGCAGCAGCAGCAGCAGCAGCGGGGGGAGUGACAGUAGUUAAGAGAAUGUCCAAACCCUUUAAUCUUGCGGAAAAACAAAGUAUUAUUCCUUUUUUAUAAAUGCUAUCUAUACAUUUUUUCUUUAUGAAUCUUUCUUACAUUUUAAUACCUUUUGUGCUCUUUAUAUAUGUGGCAGGGUGGACCGACUGAUUUGCUCUUAUGCAAGUGUCUGUGCGUGUGUGAGUUGGUGUGUGUGUGCGUGCGCACGUGUUAUGUACUGUGUGUGAGCGACUGAGGGGUGUGUAGAUAAUCUGUAAACUGGUCAAAGUGGGAACUUAUUUUUAAAGUACUUCACUGAAACAAGCACAAACACGUCUGAAGUUUAGAAACUUCCUUUUGUAUGUUUUUAGUGAAACUGAGCGGAACCUCGUUCACUGUGAAGAUCCAGAGUUUCACAAAGUGUUGCUGGUUCACACCUGCUGGUUCACACCUGCUGGUUCACACCUGCUGGUUCAGACCUGCUGGUUCACACCUGCUGGUUCAGACCUGCUGGUUCAGACCUGCUGGUUCAGACCUGAUGGUUCACACCUGCUGGUUCAGACCUGCUGGUUCACACCUGAUGGUUCAGACCUGAUGGUUCAGACCUGCUGGUUCACACCUGCUGGUUCAGACCUGCUGGUUCAGACCUGCUGGUUCACACCUGCUGGUUCAGACCUGCUGGUUCAGACCUGAUGGUUCACACCUGAUGGUUCAGACCUGAUGGUUCAGACCUGCUGGUUCAGACCUGCUGGUUCAGACCUGCUGGUUCACACCUGCUGGUUCAGACCUGCUGGUUCAGACCUGCUGGUUCACACCUGCUGGUUCACACCUGCUGGUUCAGACCUGAUGGUUCAGACCUGCUGGUUCACACCUGCUGGUUCAGACCUGCUGGUUCACACCUGUUGCUAUGGUCUCUGGAUCACAGACUGGUGUGAACUGGUCUCUGGAUCACAGACUGGUGUGAACUGGUCUCGUUUCAGUAUGAAAACUCUGGGUUUGGGUUUGAGUCUGAACUGAGACUUUGGACGUGGACGUUCUCUUCCUGAUUGGUUCUCAUCAGUCACAUGACUCGACUUCCAGAAAACCCUGCUCCUCCCUCAGAGGAGAUUCUGUUACUAAGCAACCAGCUGCAGAGGAGACAAUCUACUUCCUGUUUACACCACAUGACCUGUGGCUGUUAAUGGUCAUGUGACGUGUGUUUGUGUUGACAGAGAUCGAUAUUGUAGAAGCCUGAGGUUGUCUGACCCACGUGUCCUGUCACUGGGACCAACCUGAACCAAAGUACUUUUACUUUUCUCACUGGUUUAUUUACAAGAUUAUUUUCACAUAGUUCUUAUUUAACUAUUUCAUUGACGUAAAACAAUGAAUUAUGUAAUUGUGGAACAAACAGUCAUUGUAAGACUUGUUCGAAACUUUAUCAACAGAAAUUUGCAUAACAGGAAGUGACAUCUGGUCACGUGGAGACGCAGCAGCAGGUUUGAGCGGAUGAGUGUAGAAUGAGUGAAGUUACGUUUGCAAACACUUAAUGUAUCAGACGUACAUAAAUCACUAAACACAAACAACGUCUUAUACUUUAUGUUUUAGCUUGGUCUGUGUCCCAUCUGCUAACAUGGAGGAGGAGGAGUUUAUGACCGAUACUGAUGGAUCAAAAUGAUUUGGCUUCACUUUAGGGAACCGUCAUGGCAUCCAUCGUUAUUUACUGCUGUGGAUGUCUCUUGUUUAUUUUCUGAUUCAAAUCAGAAAAAAUAUUCCGAUAAAACGAGAAGUUUUUAUUCCUCCGUCAUCGUCUUGUCCGAGGUCACAACACGUUUCGCUCAGAACGUGAAACAGGCGAACGGGUCCUGGUUCAGUUUCCUCCGCAGUAAAAGUACUUUAACUCUGAGUACAACAAAGUGCCAGUACUUCUUCUGUUUCAGUACUUGCUGCCAGUUUAGUAUUUUACUCGCAGAUGUUAACUCAGUUACUGUGUUGGUAAAAAUGAUGAUGUAAUUUUGAUAUUUUUUAUGGACCAGUAUUGAUCGAUCGAGAUCUUUUUGUUGUUUGAUAAUCGGCUGAUACGACAUUCCUUAAGUUUUUAUAGCAGAAAAAUGAAAAUCAUUCCAGCCCCUCGCAGAUCGCUCACUGUGUUCAAAUCUGUCGAUAGUUAUUCCUAAAAAAAUUAUAAAACUUAAAACAGCAGCAAAACAGGUAAAGUUGAUGCAGCAUCUGUACUGAAGAGAAUUAUUAAAGAAACUAAUGGAA
Pleuronectes platessa (European plaice) is the source of this 4356-nucleotide messenger RNA. RefSeq lists its product as uncharacterized. Gene Ontology annotation, molecular function: RNA polymerase II transcription regulatory region sequence-specific DNA binding; DNA-binding transcription factor activity, RNA polymerase II-specific. NCBI's taxonomy places the organism in Eukaryota, Metazoa, Chordata, Actinopteri, Pleuronectiformes, Pleuronectidae. The record is from RefSeq and is a predicted model, not a curated record. Gene Ontology annotation, cellular component: nucleus. Bases 564 to 2138 code for a protein of 524 amino acids. Gene Ontology annotation, biological process: regulation of transcription by RNA polymerase II. The transcript is spliced from 3 exons.